AACAACAAACAGUUGUUGAACAAGCUAACGAGUGGCAGCGCCGGACAGAAGCAGGUUCAGCGGACUUGUCCCGGACAGACAGAGACUCGAGACACCUGACCGCCCGCGAUAUCUCAAGGAUUUAGCGCCGAGGAGUCCCCGCUGUUUGGGCCGGGAACUCACGCUCCGGCUCGGAUCCCCCCCAGCGCCGACGCUAGCCACCGAAACAUGCCCGCUGCUCGGAGUGUGACGCCUGUUUUUCGUCUGGCUGCCGUUGGUCGACGGUUGUGAUGCGAACCGAGCCGCAGCGCGACAGAGGGAGCGACGAGGGCUCCAGCCGGAAAACACAGCUCUCCGCACGGGAGAAUGGACUUUGUCGCGGGUAAACAGACGGGCUCAGUCGGGGACGCAGGCACGCAACCGCACACGGGCCUGGAUGUCAUUGUUGGGCAACAACUUUAGCAAGCUAGCUAACGUUAGCUCGCUCAAAUUCAUGCAAACGAGUCGGGUUCGGUGGAGGGCAGGGAGCUCACUUUGCUAGCGGUAAUGGAGGCACCCUGAGCGACUUGUUCGUUUCAUUUGUCCACUUUAACACUGUCGACUAUGUGCUGACCAGCCUUCGGUCGGUUCUCUCCGAGUGAUAGGACUCUGUUGGCAGACAUUAUUGAGUGGUGGUUGCCCUGCUGGGCGAUAGUUGAGGAAAGUUUGGCUAAUAUAUAAUUACUGACACAGUUUCUGUUUCGCACAGGUAUCUCAUAUAUAUUUUUCUUUUUGUAUUGACAUUUGUGUAAAACUGCACUUUAAUUAGCCAAUUUUGUCAAGGAUGCACAGAAGUCACAUGUGAAUUGGGGUUUGUGAAAAAACUGUAAUGUAAAUCACCCCAAGUACAAUAAACCAGUCAAGAUAUAGGUUAAAUAAUCAGAUUGCACUUGAAUAUAACUCGGUGAGUUAAGGACCCUUAAAGGUGCCUAUACACACACAUUGUCAGACGGAGACGGGCUUGUCCUUAUCAGCCAGCACCUAGUUACUGUUUAAUAUAAUAUACAGGCUGUCUGGCACAGUUAAAGAUUGAGGUUCACUGGAAAUGACACCAUGAAUAUCGAAGAGCAGCGUCUAGAUUUAUGCAAUGCAAAGACAAGAAGCAACGUGGAUGAUGAUCACAACACCACCAACAACACAGAAGGAGUCACCCCUCGGAUCUCUGAACUGAUGACUGAUAGCAACACUGAAAAGCAAAGCAUUGUUCCCACAGAGGCCUCGGACACGUACGUGAUGCCUGAGCUCACCGACAACCUGCAGGCAGCUGAGGAGAAUAACCACCAGGUACAAGACACACUGGAAAUUGAUGAGCUCAAUGGAAAUGGGACGAGCACUGCCCAAAACACCCCCGUGAUAGCUAACCCCACUGACUUCAUCUUCUCUAAUGAGGAGCACAAGGGUGAUAUCGGGGUGGAGGAAAUGAAGGAGGAUAAAGACAAUGAUGUUGUUGUUGGUGGGAGGCAUGAUAGAGGGGACCCGGACACAGGUGUGGCUCUGAGUCUGGACAAGAGUGCGGAGUUGGAGGCUGAUUCGACAAACGCCACCUCGUUGUUAGACAACGAUUUAGAGUCGGAGUCUCCGUCUCAGGAUGUCCCGGCUGGCAGCACAGCAGAAAGCCUGUCCAAUGAAAGCCAGCCGAGCAGCACAGAGUCGCCUGCCCCGGACCAGGUUGGACUGUACCCCUCUGUGGAGGAGGCGGAUGAUAAACACAAACCAAGUGGCAAAAGGGUGACGUUUCCGUCAGAUGAGGACAUUGUCUCUGGAGCAGUGGAGCCCAAGGACCCCUGGAGACAUGCUCAGAAUGUGACUGUGGAGGAGAUCAUUUCUUCCUACAAGCAGGCCUGUCAGAAACUCAACUGUAAACCUAUACCCAAAGUGCUCAAACAGAUACAGGAAUUGAAAGACCUGACACAGCGGAACGAAUGCUUAGAUCUCAAAGGUGAGAAGCUGGACUAUAAAGCAUGUGAGUCUCUGGAGGAGAUUUUGAAGAGGGUCCAGUUUAAAGUGAUAGACCUGGAGCAGACCAACCUGGAUGAAGACGGUGCAUCAGCUCUGUUUGACAUGAUCGAGUAUUAUGAGUCCGCCACACAUCUCAACAUCUCCUUUAACAAGUACAUUGGCACGCGGGGAUGGCAGGCAGCAGCUCACAUGAUGCGAAAGACGAGCUCUCUGCAGUAUCUCGAUGCACGUAACACGCCCCUGCUGGAUCACUCGGCUCCCUUUGUGGCACGAGCGCUCAGGAUCAGUGGCAGCUUGGCAGUCCUCCACCUGGAGAAUGCAGGCCUAUCUGGCAGGCCACUCAUGUUACUGGCCACGGCUCUGAAGAUGAACAUGAAUCUGCGGGAGUUGUACCUCGCAGACAACAAGCUCAAUGGCCUGCAGGACUCUGCCCAACUUGGCAACCUGCUCAAGUUCAACUAUAACAUCCAGACCCUGGACCUGCGUAACAACCACAUCCUGGACUCUGGUCUGGCCUACGUGUGUGAGGGACUGAAAGAACAGAGGAAAGGCCUUGUCACUUUGGUGCUAUGGAACAAUCAGCUCACACACAACGGCAUGGUCUACCUAGCUGCUGCACUGCCAUGCACUCAGAGUCUGGAGACUCUGAACCUUGGCCAUAACUCGGUGGGUAAUGAAGGGGUCCACAAGCUUAAAGACGGACUGAUUGCCAACCGCUCUGUGCUCAGACUGGGCCUUGCUUCCACCAAACUGUCCUGCGAAGGAGCGGUGGCGGUGGCUGAAUUCAUCGCUGAGAGCCCCAGACUGGUGCGCCUGGACCUUCGGGAGAAUGAGAUCAAGACGGGUGGACUGAUGGCCCUGUCGCUCGCCCUGAAGGUCAACACCUCUCUGCUGCGUCUCGAUCUCGACCGGGAGCUCAAGAGAGAAACUGUGAAGAGCUUCCUUGAGACCCAGCGUGAGCUGCUGACUGAGAUCCAGAAUGGUUGCAAGAGGAACUUCAUCCUGGCCAAAGAGAAGGAGGAAACCGAGCAGAAGAUGAGGCAGUCCGCAUCCAUGGCUGAAAUCGCCACAGAGGAUGGAACCGUAGAAGAAGAGGAGGAGGAAGCACCAGCAUCAGAGGAGAAAGAUGACAAGGACGGGAAAGAAGGAGAAAUAGUGGAGGUGAUCGAAACAACAGGAAAAGAAGAACAGGCAAGCAUCCAGUCUGGAGCGAGCUCUGAGACGAACGUGGAGUCUGAUUCAGACACUGAGGAUGAGGAGGAAGAGGAGGUGAUAACAAAGUCCUGCUCCACAAACACAAACCAGGCUGCUCCGCAAACCCAGCAGGAGGCCGUACAGCCCCCCCUCAGUGCCUCUGGGACUUCCUCGUCCCCGUCUGAUCCACCUGCAGGAGUGCCAAGUAUCAUUCCGGGCAUCACCAUCACAGAAUCCCCAGCUCCCCCUGGCACUCCUCCAUCUCCCGGUCGCUGUAUAUCAGUCUCAAGCCCGGGGCGGGGUCGUAAGAUCUUCACGGUUACCCGGGUGGAAACCCCCCCCGACCAGCAGCAGCAACAGUUACAACUCCAGAGAGCUGGGCUGGCACCUCUCAGCCAAACUAAAGAGCUCUCAAAGAAGCCCAUGACACCUCCUGCCUCUCAAACACCCACAGAAACACAGCAGACACAGGAGGAUGUGAAGGAGCACUCACCUGCACCCGCACUGUCAACAGACUGUAAUGUGACGGAGCAGAGGUCUAUAGCACACUCGGAGUCCACACUAAAUACUCCACAGACCCACACACUAGAGAUGCAGUCGACAAGUCCACCCACAGAAGAUGUAACAGCUAGUACUUUAGACCCCAAAGUCACAGAUCCAAAUCUACAAGCACCGGCCCUGCCCUCCGACUCCCCAGCAGCACAGGCUGGAGCAGUUCAGCUCACUGAGGACGUUAUACAGAGCACGCAAAGCCCCCAACCUGAAAAUACUUCUGUAGAAGGAGAGCAGGAGAAGGUAGAAGAUGGCAGAGAACUGAUGUCCCCUGAUAGCACAGGAGAAGAGUCUAAACAGUCAGAUGAACCAAGUCAAACCCAUGAUAGUGUUCCUGCAGUAGACGUGCAACCUCCAACACCUGCACUUGAACAGCUACAGAAUGAGUUAGCAUCUGCGUCAAAGGAGAACCAGUCACUACACCAAAAGGGAGAGGAGGAGAAACAGGAAGCAUCGGCCAGCCUGUCAGAAAUCGAAAACCCCACUUCAACAGAGGUGGAGGACAACCAGCCAAACCAAGAGGAACCAAGUCCAAAGCAGCAAACAGAGGCAGAUGAACAGAGCGUUAAGUCUGUUCUCUCUGUCCUGACUGAUCAACAGGCUCCUGCUGCCUCUCAGAGUGAGACACAAGAGACAAAUCUUCAAGCAGAAGAAUCCUCAGAGAGUCCAGAAUCUGCCACGACUGGCUCCGUCUCCCCAGUGAAAGAGGAGGAUUCAGGUGAUGAGAGCUCUGCAGAUGAGUGUUUCGCCGAAGCUCUGGACGGAGAGGAGGUGAAUUCAGCUCUACCCAAUGGCCUCAAGCCAGAGUUCUCCCUCCAUCUUCUCGACGCCGAGAGCCCCAAAGCUGGCAGCUGUGUGAUGGAGCACGUGAGUGUGAGCUGUGGACAGGACCUGGAGGAGCUGCUGCUAGAGGCCAGUUUGGAUACAGGAAGAGACGCACCAUGAGGUUGUGAGGACUGUGAGGACAUGAGAGAACAGCACUCAGAUAGUUUGUCUGGCUCUCCUGCGUGACUGAUAAACCUCUGAUGUUUCUGUCGUUUCUUUGACUUUACCACCAACAUCCCCUUUCCAUAAAGGACAGACGACCUGGUGUUACAGUCAAAGCUCCGCGUGCGAAAACUCAAGCAACUUCUGGAAAAUACACAAAGGACAAAAAUCAAACUGUGGAGCUCGGCUUUGACAAAUAAGGAAUCCUGUACAUCCACACUACAUCCACCACGUAUACAUAUGCACACUGAGUAUGAAAAAGAGGAGGGGAGAAGAGGAAUAAAGUCACCAUGUUAUCACUACAUUUUGUCAUAUCUGCAAUCUUUACACACAAAGCAUCUGACGGAGAGAGUAUGGAGGACAAAGGAGGGAGGAUGAACCCCGAACCAAAGACAGAACACAGACCUUUCCCACAAUCCAUACUCGCUCUCUUAUGUAUCGACUGUAGUUGGGGAAAUAACUAGCAAUUAAAGGUUUUUCAUAACACGCACACAGAGACAUAACGAGGACAAGGACGAUGAGAAAAGUAUAGUUGGUGGCACACUCGGAAGACCAGAUAAAAGUCGGGGACCAUGCUGUGGGGACCUGCUGGCUUUAAACACCAAGUGGAAGUCGAUCACCGUCGGAGGCUUUUAUAUUCACGGAAGCUGAAGAUGUUAACGUGUCUGUUUAAAUGUCAGCGUUUUACGUCUGUGUCCCCUCCCUCAAUUAGCCUCUUAGGAAAAAGAAAAAAGAAAAGAAAAAAAAACUGUAAGGGACCUUUGCCAAAGUGGUUUUCCUCUCGUCUGUUUUCUUGUCCUCUGCUCACUUUGGCCCCUCAGGAAUCAGCGUCCCCUCCCGCUGAUGUGGAGGAGCUGCGAGCGUCUGCCGUCGGCCUCCAUUACAACAAAACUGCUUCUGUUUUUUUCCCUUUUUAAGUCACAAUGCUGAAAAAAAAACACAGAACAUCUGUGAAUGUUGGAAAGCAAUGCUAUACGCUUUUGGUUCAGUUAUUUACAGUUUAAAGAAGUUGUCGUCGUUGAUUCUCAGACGCGAUCAUCGCUUUGUUUGACCAGUCAUUGUUUUUGAGAAAAAAAGCAGCUCGCUCUCUGUCCUGACCUCCCCUCUCCUCCCCUCUCCUCCCUUCUGUCGCUCAGUCUUCCGUUGGUACUCGGUGCCAUCUCACCUUCCGCUCCAGCUCAUCAUCCAUGUUGCCUUCAAAGUCGUCACUUCACUCAUCCUUUGUUUUUUCGUUUUGGCUGCUUUGAGAAAUCAGUUCUUUUCUAUUUAUUUCACGGCUGUAUGAGCCUCCUCUGAUUUAUUUUUCCCUCUUUUUCUUCUUCACCACCUUCUCAUUUUAUCUCUUUUUUUCAUUUAGGGGUUGCUUUUAAUGGUUAACCUCCUUUUUUGAUGUAUAUUUCAGAAUCACAAUAGAGCAAAUAUUUAGUUUAGAUAUUAUUUUUUUCUUUUUGGGGUGGGAGGGGGGGAAUCUGUGUUGGGAGGAAAGGUUUAUAUGAUUGAAUGGUUGGUAGCAGCACUAAUGAAAGCAAAUACAACAUUAUCAAAAGCCCUGUUGCUUGAACGCUUCUCUGCUGGGUGAAUCUGUGGCCACAGGGGGCGCUGGUGGUUGUGUUUUUCUAAUUCCCCACAGUGGAGCCAGAACAAAGGAUUUCACAGCAUCACGUAACAAGUCUCUUCACAUCCUGACGUCUCUGUUCAACUCCAUUUCUUGUCCUGAAUUUUCCAAAGCAAGACAGUGAAACUUUACAAGAGAACUGUUUUUUUUUCUUCUCCUGAGACGGAUACAAUCAAGUUUAUUGUUUCGUUUUUUUUCUUCUGAAAAGGAGCAUAUUUGGACCCUCCUGCUCUUCUCCACCCAACAGAGAGUUUGCCCCCACUGUUUGUAAUGCUUUAAUUUUUAGAAAUUUUUAAAUAAUAAUUUGUUAACUUAAUUGAAAUGUGCCGGUAAUUACAAAGAUAUGUAUGGCGAAAUCUGUUCCUCUCAAAUAAAUGCAUGUAAUGACAAAA
Hippoglossus stenolepis (Pacific halibut) is the source of this 6717-nucleotide messenger RNA. RefSeq names its product protein phosphatase 1, regulatory subunit 37 (gene ppp1r37). The record is from RefSeq and is a predicted model, not a curated record. The transcript has 13 exons. NCBI's taxonomy places the organism in Eukaryota, Metazoa, Chordata, Actinopteri, Pleuronectiformes, Pleuronectidae. Gene Ontology annotation, molecular function: protein binding. Bases 1072 to 4668 code for a protein of 1198 amino acids.